Erpetoichthys calabaricus (reedfish) is the source of this 3169-nucleotide messenger RNA. It is a transcript of the gene rtn4rl2a, whose product is annotated as reticulon 4 receptor-like 2 a. The coding region runs from base 465 to 1823 and encodes 452 amino acids. The record is from RefSeq and is a predicted model, not a curated record. The transcript has 3 exons. Gene Ontology annotation, cellular component: plasma membrane. Lineage: Eukaryota; Metazoa; Chordata; Cladistia; Polypteriformes; Polypteridae. Gene Ontology annotation, molecular function: protein binding.
UUCCCCUGUUGGUCCGGUCAAAGAUCUGUCACCCGGCGACACCUGUUGUCACACAGCCCCUGAGCUGAGAGCUGAGAAGUACGUCUGCUGUCACCUGCUUCAAAGAAGACAAGUGCAUCAUCUCUCCUGACGCGUCCUCCGAAGUCUUUACGCGGCGAGACUCUUGUCUGCUUUUGCUUCUUCACGCGUCUGUUUGCAGAUGCGCGUUUUCACACUCGUUUUAUAAUUUCGCUGUCUCCUCCCCGUCAGCGUGAAAACGCUCCACGAUCACCACCCGCCCCCCACGCCCUUGGCGGCGCACCAUGCCACGCGCAACCAGUGUGGGAUCACCGCUGCCCCCAGUGUAGGCUGCUCGGCGCUAUAUUAGCGGCGGCAAGGAGCGCAAAACCAGCAGACAGGACGCACAGGCGGAGAUAGCAACAGCGAACCCAGCUCAAGCUAGCUCUUCCUCGGCUUAGGUAGAAAUGGACACUCGCUCUUCAGCACGGAGGCGCUCUGGAUUUCCAACUUUCAGAGGCUCUCUGGUCUUCUGGCUCAUCCUCUGGAUGAUCUUUUCAAAGCCGUGUUCAGUCUCCUCUUGCCCACGCCUGUGCAUCUGUUACCCGGCACCCAUGACAGUCAGCUGUCAGUCCCAGAACUUCUCGAACGUGCCAGCCGGCAUCCCUUACGACAGCCAGAGGGUGUUCCUGCAGAAUAACCGCAUCACGGAGCUGCGAGCCGAGUCCUUCGGGUUUGGGACACAGGUGCUAUGGCUGUAUUCCAACAAUAUCACUUUCAUUGAGCCUGGUGCCUUUAGUGACCUACGUGACUUGGAAGAGUUGGACAUUGGAGACAAUCGGAAUCUCCGCUCUCUGAACCCAGAUAUCUUCAGAGGACUGGACAAACUACAGAGUCUGCACAUGUACCGCUGCCAGCUGGGCUCAUUGCCUGGGACUAUUUUCCAGAAACUCUAUAGUCUUCAGUUCCUUUACCUUCAAGACAAUAAUCUGCACUACCUGCAGGAUGACCUGUUUGCAGAUCUGGUCAACCUUACACAUCUGUUCCUUCAUGGCAACCGAAUACGUGUCCUUUCUGAGAAUGUCUUCCGUGGGCUGGUAAACCUUGAUCGCCUUCUUCUGCAUGAAAAUCGAAUCCGUCAGGUCAGCCGAAAGGCAUUUCGGGACCUUGGUCGGCUCACUAUUCUCUUCCUCUUUAAUAACACUUUGUCGGAGCUUCCUGGACCUGCACUCAAUGACCUUCCCUCUUUGCAGUUCCUUCGUCUCAAUGGCAAUCCCUGGUCCUGUGGAUGUGAGGCUCGCCCUCUUUGGGAAUGGUUCAGAAAAGUUAGGGUUUCAAGUUCUGAAUUGGUUUGCUCAACUCCUGAGGAUAAAAAAGGCCUAGACCUGCGGUUCUUGAGAGAGAUCGAUUUUGCUCCCUGCCCGCUCCCUGAUCUUGGCCUGGGCAAAACGACAUCCACAUUCAGCACCAAAACAAGGUGGUGGUUCCCUAAAUCCCUUAAUGGAAAUGAGCAGCUUAAAGGCAUCCAUGGUAGCAAGAAAAAGGGAAGUAUUUCUUCCUGGGAUGAGGCCAAACCCCAGCCAUCAUCAUUUUACAACAAAUCCCCCAAGAUCUACAGCCCCAAGGAUGCAGAGGAGUCUCUUCCCAAGAUUGAUACAGAAGAAUAUUGGGCUAACUACGAAAAUGAAGAUGCUACCAUUCGCUGCUUUGAGGAGGACUGCCAAAAUGAAGGAUCAUUCCGGAACACUGGAGUACGAACAGGAGUACCCGAUCUCUACAAGCUGGCACUAUCUUUAACAGUUGUGAUGUUUUUUGGCCGAUUGUAGCAAAGUAACAUUCCCAUAAGAACAAAUUGAACUCUGUUUUUUCCUGCAGCUGGUGCUAAUUCAAAUUUCAAGCACACAAGAAAAAAAAAUUCUGACACCAAUUCCCCAAAACCUUUUGCAUCUGCGGUGACUUUCAACAACUUCAAGUGAUGUAGGGAUUUCAGUCCAUAUCAGUUAUAGACUAACUAUCAAGUAUGGUGCAGUGUGUACUAUGGAGGAUCACUUUUAUGAUAAAGUGAUGAGCUGAUUCUGUGUGACCAAGCUGUUAAUUUUAAUGAACUGUUCUACUGUAGAGAGUGCACAGCAUUUUCAACCUGUAAUUCAAUAGAGAAAUCAGUCUACACUAGAAAUAGGACAGAAAGUGGAAGGUCAACCAUUGAUUAAUCAAUGAUGGUGGCAACGUCAGGUCUGUGCUUUUUAACUGUGUUAGUAUAAAGCCGUGGUUCUCAAUCUGUGGGGCGGGCCCCCCUAGGGGGUGCAAAGUAACAAAAAGAGGGGUGCAAAGAUGUGAAAAAAGAAAACAAGAAUCAAAAAUUUGAAAAAUACAUCUAUUGAAACCAAAGCAAAUUAACUUAAACUACAUUCUGAUACUAGAAAAAUAAAUAGAGAGUUAGAUAAAUGUCGAUAAAAGUUAAGUAGGUAUAAUAAAAUAUGCAUCUAUAAUAUAUCAUUAAUUAAAAAAGAACAAAUUGGUAUUAGUGGGCUCCUUUCAAAAAAAACGUUAGGGGGGCACGAUUAAAACUGUUAUGAAAACUUGGGUCACAAAUACUUAAAGGUUGAGAAACGCUGGUAUAAAGCUUCCUCAAUUCAUUAGCUGAGGCGUUCACAGAAUUUAGGAAGGAGGAGCCCAUCCAUAUUUGGAGAUGCCAGACUAUGCCAGGAACACCUUACUGAUACUCCUAAAUGUUAGGAAGGCAGGGUCUUCAGCAUCUUGAAGACCUUAAUAGAGGAAAGUUAGGGAGUGUAGAGGGUGAAACAAUAAAUCCUGACAGAAAUGAGGUUUUGGAAACACAAUGGCCUUGUUUCUGCUACUGCAAUGUACAAAACAAUUAGAAUGGGUAACAAUAAGAAGAAGACACUCUUUGUUUUAUUGUUACUAGUAUGGUGUUUAUUUUACUGUAAUUAAAAAAAAAAGAACCUUUACAAAGUUUUUUUUGUUGAAGGUAGCAAAUUAUUUUAUGUCUGUCUGUUGUUUUCUUCUUUUCCUGAUUUUUUUUGGAAUGUUAUUAAAUAACAGUAUACAUAAAUGGUGUUAAAGAAUGCUAUUUUUGUUGAACCUAAUUCAUUAUGAGAUGUUACUUUUUUCCCUGGAUUUUCUUUGAAAUAAAAUUGUAGUCUUGUUGAGA